CGUGAUCGCCUUUCUCGUAACCCGAUCUCCAUUGGUGGUCGAUCCUUCUUGUACUCGCGCAACCAGAGAACGGCCUGUGGCGGCGUCGAAGCGUCAUAAAUUUCGGACCUUGCCCGGUGUGUCGCAGCAGACGACGCUCAGAAAGCAGACGACCGCGGAAGGGGCCAGUACUUGGCUGUUUUCAGGCAUCGAUUCGUCGACAUGGGGGACCACGUCUACCAAAUACGCUCUCUCGGAGUCGGCAGCGAAGGGAUUCCCGACCAGUACGCGGACGGCAGGGCGGCCAAGGUGUGGGAACUCUACAUCGGAGAGCGCGAGAAGAGAACGGAACACUACAAGGAGUUCCUCUCCAACAAACUUCGUGAUCUGGGCUGCCAUCACGUCCUUGAUGUUGCGUGUGGUACUGGCAUAGACUCCGUGCUGCUUCUGGAAGAGGGCUUCAAAGUUACAAGUGUGGACGCCAGCGACCGCAUGCUCAAGUACGCGCUCAAAAUCCGCUGGAACCGCAGGAAGGAGAAGGCCUUUGACGACUGGGUGAUCGAGGAAGCAAACUGGCUAACCCUUCCCGAUGACAUCGUCAAGCCGUCGUCCGGUGGUUUCGACGCGGUCAUCUGCCUGGGAAACUCGUUCAGCCAUUUGCCGGACUCGAGGGUUGCCCCCGGAAGUACGCAUCGGCGCGCCAUCACCAACUUCCGGGAGAUGCUCAAGCCCGGUGGAUACUUGGUGAUCGACCACCGGAACUACGAUCACAUCCUCGACCACGGCACAACGCCCUGUGCAAGCAUUUACUACAACAGUAACCACAUCAAGGACAUCCAGACCUCGGUGCUGUACGUGGACAGAAAUCCCUCGAUGGUGAUAUUGGACUACGUCAUGGACGUGUCUUCUUUGGAGAGCAAGUUCGACUGCACGGACACCGAGUACAGCAAGAAAGGCCGGUUCUCCGGAGAGCCGAUUAACAACUUCCGGCUCUCGUACUUCCCGCACAGGCUGAAGGACUUCAACGAGCUCCUCGAGGACGUCUUCGGCAAAGAGGCCCAUCACGAGAUUUACGGAGACUUCAAGCCUCUCAGCAAAGACUACACUCCCGCCUUUUACAUUCACAUACUGAAGAAAGUCUGAGGUCGGGUGUAAAGGGGCACUGAAAAUGCUCGAUACGCAUUGACUAAGCUUUUAGUCAGUGAAGUGCGCUUGCACAAUCGAAUUGCUAUUAUAUAGCAAAUAAAAAUACACAUUUUUCUAUUUGAAACACACUCAAAUGCGAUUAAAAGUGAGCAACGGUAA
This is a messenger RNA of Rhipicephalus microplus (southern cattle tick), 1284 nucleotides long. It is a transcript of the gene Gnmt, whose product is annotated as Glycine N-methyltransferase. Gene Ontology annotation, biological process: S-adenosylmethionine metabolic process; regulation of gluconeogenesis; protein homotetramerization. The record is from RefSeq and is a predicted model, not a curated record. Gene Ontology annotation, molecular function: glycine N-methyltransferase activity; S-adenosyl-L-methionine binding; glycine binding. Gene Ontology annotation, cellular component: cytosol. NCBI's taxonomy places the organism in Eukaryota, Metazoa, Arthropoda, Arachnida, Ixodida, Ixodidae.